This is a messenger RNA of Exaiptasia diaphana, 2096 nucleotides long. RefSeq lists its product as uncharacterized. The coding region runs from base 94 to 1008 and encodes 304 amino acids. The transcript is spliced from 3 exons. Lineage: Eukaryota; Metazoa; Cnidaria; Anthozoa; Actiniaria; Aiptasiidae. The record is from RefSeq and is a predicted model, not a curated record.
ACCAAAACAACCAAACCGAGUUCAAGCGCUCGUCACUCCUCACGCAAGGACUUAAUUUUCUCUUGCGGUCUAGAGAGCCACUUUCGACUUAAAAUGAUUUCUUGUCAUAACUUUAGUAUUGUCUCCUUCUACAUCUUGGCAGCUUUUCUCAAUGUCUUAUGUUUGUGUCUUAGUUGUCGGARAAACAACUGGCAAAGACAAAACAGCGUCAAGUUUCUUAUGGUUACCCAAUAUUUGUUUGCUCUCAUUGUUAUAGCGUGUAGUUUUGCUCUUGAAUUUGCAAWUUUGUUGCCUCAGAGUUGUCGCAUUUUACUUCCCACGACCAUGGUUUACAUGUUAUCAUUCGCCUGGUCCAACCUUGCUGUUUUGUUGGUCGUAAAGCAUGCUGAAUUGACAAUAACAUGGAGGCUUCGCUUCCAGACGGCCUUACUGAUAAUCAUUACAGAAAUAAUCGUGUGCACAGCACUACAGUUUCCAAUUUUAUACUCUUCAAGAAAAGGGUUCCCGAUUGCCGUUUACGACGACGGUGUUUGCCAAAAACGCCAUAAUCAAACGACAGCCAACAAGGAACAAGUGCCAUUGGAUAUGAAGAUUAAUGUUAUCUCAUAUAGCUUCUGGUACAUCUUCGUGCAUUUCGGAAUCGUUGGUACCCUCAUCGUCAACCGAUUUAUCGCAAUUUUGAUGCGCGUAUGGUUCAAAGAAGCAGACGACGACCGAAACUCGGGACAACGAAGUUGUUACAUUACGACACAAAAUGUGAUGAAUGCUCUGUGCAUCAUUCUCGUCAACGUUUUUUUCAUGUUAUUGUCCGUCCGCUUAGAGAACAACGAAGAAACUUUGAACUUCUUGAACAAACUCUUCCAUGCAAUGCUCUCGUUUUCUGUUGCUGUCCUCUGCAUCCCCGCUCGCUACUUGUGGUAUGACUUAGACACGGGAAGAAGUUUUCUCGAUCUGGAUGAGAACACAGGACUCAUAAGCAACAAAGAUGAAGACAUGAUAAUMGCUUGAACCUAUACAACUUCCUGAAGUGUUCACUCCAUGGUGGUAAAACUAAUGGUCCUGCAUUUCAAAACAGCAACGUACAACAAAAUUGCACCAGAUAGAACUAGAAACUUUGAAAACGUGUUUGACCAUAUGGGAUAUUACUAUAUCAAUGAACAAUAAAAUUGUUAUAUGCUCUGCCCAGGRAAAAAACCGUGUCACAAUUCGAAUGGGUGUCUACCCAUUUGUUACCUUAUGGUCCCAGCUUUAAAAGCAGAUACUUAUUCGGGAUUUGAACAACUGAGUAAACGACACACGACCACAUUGCGACUCUCAUUACAGAAUCAUACUCGCUCUGCACGGGCCAGUUGUUUGUCUUACAUGUACACAUCGUUAUGGCAUGGGUGUGUUGUCGGACAAASUCACUUUCAAUAUUUGGGAUCAGUUUUUGCGAUUAGAUCAAGCAAUGAAAUAGUAUAGAAGUAGUUCUCAUAUUGAUUGGGUUUGUUGGUAGUUUCACUUCAAAUCAUGAGAACUGUAGUCCAUAUAGUUAGACUCUGAAUAUUAAUCUGUAAUCUUUAGCCGAKUUUCUUUCAAAUAUAGAACUUAAUCUAUACCACUUUCUAGUUGUCAAUUCAAGUAGUAAAUUUAGYUACAAAUUCAAAUAUUCAGUGUCGUGACAAACAUCUUCACCGCCAUUUGAUUAUGCAACCGUGGAAACCGAGUAGUCCGUUUUUUGUCAGUCACGACCACAACGGAAAGCGGCUGUCUAGUCUCAAGGACAGUUUUUAUUUUAGUCGCUAGAAACACAACAAAAAUCUGCAGAAAAAAAAUGAUGCUUUGGCCUUACAUCAWRGGAGCUUUUUUUCAACGUUCUCUCUUUGUUUUUUUGUUGUCGGACUAAAACAAGUGGGAAAAACUCAGCAAGAUSAAAUUUCUUAUUKUUAUCCAAKCCUUGUAUUCUUUCGUCGUUUUUGCAUGUAGUUUUGCUAUGGAAGUUGUAAAUUUCUUAGCAGAAAAAUUCUGCAUUUUACUUCCCACGAUCUUUGUGUUCAUCUUAUUGUUUACUUGGUUUAACCUCGCCGUUUUGUUGGUAGUAAAGCAUGCUCAACUCA